AUGUAUACCGUGAUCGAUGAUUUCAUAUCAAAAGCAAAGAUUAUCAGUGUUGAUCUCUUCUGGAAGCUGUACGACUCAGCAUCGGUCCAUGCUCGCUACUUCCUCAUCAAGUUUUUCGCCAAGUUGCAAAUUGCUUUCAUCCAGUACAUGGACAACCGCAAUGAUCUGAACCGCAUUCAGAACCCCUUUUUGGCUAGUUUUGGCUCAAACCUUGGCAGUGGUUCAUUGAAGCAAAUCGAGCAACUCCCUGUUCAGCAACCAGAACCAAUUGUUGCUGAAAUUCAAAACGAAGCCAAUGACCCAAACCAUGGCGAUGAAGCUUUGGUGCCGAAUGAAGCUAAAGCUGAUUCGCUAAUCUACACCGAAGACGAAGAGGCUGUCGAGAUGGAAAACAAUACGUUUGAUGAUGUGGUGCUCUUUCAGAAGCGAACACAAUCAGUGCGCGCCAUCAAUUCUCUGAGCGGCAAGGAGGAGUGGCAUUUCGUGGUGAAUGAUCCUCAACUUCAAAGUGUCGCCAACCAGCACUGUCACAACGGAGCUUCAAAUGACCCAUCCAAAUAUUCGAUUGAUUUGCAAGUUCAUGUGUCCAGUGGCUACAUGUACUCUUCCGUCUUUAAAUCGCCCACAAAGCAGCUGCACAAACAGUGGCAACUAAAGCUCGACUCACCAAUCGUGAACGUUUGGCACUACGAAGAUGGGAAACUAGAGCAAGUUAAUCUGUUCACCCGCAUUAAAAGCUCGUAUGCUGAUCAGGAUGGAAAAGAUGGUCAUGCCGAUGGUGAGCAAAACCAGUGGAAGCCGCUCAAUAACGACAACGCAAUCGACGAGGCGUUUUUUAUGGGAAGCUACAACAAUCAGCUGUAUAUCCAGAACUCUCCGCUUCACAAGCAUACCGACCUAAUGACACACGAGGAUUUUGAGCUCAGCGACCUUUCGGAGCAAAAUACAGCCGUCAUACAGGUGGCACUUAAAGAGGUACCGGCACUCGAAGCCGAAACAUCCAGCACUGAUACUGUGGCUAAUAAAUUCGAAGUUUCAAGCAUUCCUACAUUUCCAGUUUUAACCUUCAAUGAACUCAACUUUACGGGGUAUUAUAUAUUCAAACUGAAAUCCCCUGACAAGUGCGAAAGAAUCUCAUUAAAUAAGAGCCAACCCACCGUAAUCGAGCCAAGCACAGAUAGUAUCGUCUACGCUAGUCUGUCGUAUUAUUGGAAAGAAAUCACUAUCAUUUCCAUUCUAAGCGGAAUCGUUAUGAACUUUUUUACUUCAGUAUUCAAAAAAUAUUUAUGGCCAAAACGAGCUGCUACCCAGGAGGAAAAUAAAGCAAAAGAUAGUACAGAAAAUGAAGAAGAAGAGCCAAACUCAGCAACAAUUGGAAACUCCCGCAGAACAACUAGCGAGUCAAACAGUUUUGAAUGUAAUCAGAUCAGCCCGUUUGUUUCACGCUACAAGACCGACUUUGAGGAGAUUGCUCUACUGGGAAGGGGUGGCUUUGGAAUCGUAUUCGAAGCCAAGCACCGAAUUGACGAGAGUCACUACGCCAUCAAGCGAAUCACAAUUCCCGCCAAAAAGGAAAAGCGAGAUCGCUUCAUUCGCGAAAUUCGUGUGCUUUCUAAGCUCAACCACCCAGGCAUUGUUCGGUAUCUGUUCUCCUGGAUCGAGGAGCCACCGGUUGGUUGGCAAGAGUCGCAAGAUAAAAUGGACAACCUUGACAUUACUGAGUACUCUUAUGAGCAAAGUGAAAGCACAAACAAAACUGAUGUAAAACUGAGUCGCUAUUCAGAAACUUGCGACUUCAAUGGUCCGAACUGUCAAUCAAACAACUCGCUGGAAAUCAUUUUCGAAGACAGCCGAACAGCUGGCGAUGGAUCAACAUUUCGAAAAAAUGAGAGCGACAAUGGUUUCGGACUAACUGAAGAGCUGCCAAGUUUCAGUGGCAAUGUCAGUGAUGCUUCCAACAGUUCGGCUAGCACUGCCGAUGAAAGUUCUGUUCAAAAUGACCAGCCCAGAGCUCUACUUAAAACGCAACAAGUCACAUUUGUGUACAUUCAAAUGGAGCUCUGCAGGAAGGAAACUCUUAAAGACUGGCUGCUGGAGAACAAAGAGCGCGAAAAAUCUUAUAUAUUGGACAUUUUCAAUCAAAUUAUAGACGCUGUCAACUUCAUUCACUCUCAAAAGCUAAUACACCGCGAUUUGAAGCCUUCGAAUAUCUUUUUUGGAAUGGAUUUGACAAAUCAUCCUCAUGUGAAAAUUGGCGACUUUGGGCUGGUAACAAACGCCAUUGAUGAACACUGUGAGAUUAGUUCACCUGUGCGAAAGAAGAGAAGGCGCUUUCAGAAGCACACCAACGACGUUGGAACACAGCUGUACAUGAGUCCAGAGCAGGUCAAAAAAGAGCCUUACGAUCACAAAGUGGACAUCUUUUCAAGUGGCAUUAUCUUGUACGAGCUGCUGCAGUCGUUCAACACGGAGAGUGAGCGAGUUGUAACGCUUCAGCGAGUAAGAAACAAGCAAUUCCCAUCGGAAUUCACUCAGAAUCACACUGAAGAGGUUAGUUGA
Rhagoletis zephyria (snowberry fruit fly) is the source of this 2559-nucleotide messenger RNA. The record is from RefSeq and is a predicted model, not a curated record. Lineage: Eukaryota; Metazoa; Arthropoda; Insecta; Diptera; Tephritidae.